This is a messenger RNA of Cephus cinctus (wheat stem sawfly), 1107 nucleotides long. Its product is annotated as tctex1 domain-containing protein 2. Gene Ontology annotation, biological process: microtubule-based movement. Gene Ontology annotation, molecular function: dynein intermediate chain binding. Bases 142 to 642 code for a protein of 166 amino acids. NCBI's taxonomy places the organism in Eukaryota, Metazoa, Arthropoda, Insecta, Hymenoptera, Cephidae. The transcript has 4 exons. The record is from RefSeq and is a predicted model, not a curated record. Gene Ontology annotation, cellular component: cytoplasmic dynein complex; cytoplasm.
UAUUACCUGAUACCUUGUGCACGAGAUCGAUUGACCUUUUGCACAACAAUAAACGGUUGCAUGGAUGUGAUGACAGUUCCAUGAUACAAAUCGAUGCAAGUCGCUUGCGAAGUGCGUUGAAUUUGUACAAGGAAUUCAGUUAUGGAAGAGAAUAAAGAAACUGAAAGUAUCCAGCCGCACGAUGAAAAUACUUUAAAAUCAGAGGUUCAAAAUGAGGUCCUCGAAAGUAAAAAAUCUGAUAUGAACUUCGACUUUCUUAAUCCACCCGGAGGUGAAGAACCACUGGCUCAACCUGUUUAUCAAAUUCGACCACAGCUUUUUGAGAAAUUUCGACCUUUGAGUGCAAAAGAAGUUAUACACACUGUUUUGUUUGAUUACUUAUCUACCAAAGUUUAUAACGUAGAAGAGGCUGAACAAUGGAUGAAAGAAAUUGCAGAUUUGAUAAAAGAAAAAAUUAAAGAAUUAAAGUUUGGUCGAUACAAAUACAUUGUAAACGUAGUUCUUGGUGAACAACACGGUGCUGGUCUAAAAAUGGGUACAAGAUGUAUCUGGGAUGCCGAGGCGGACAGUUAUGCUUAUGACAAUUUUGUCAAUGACACUAUUUUCUGCGUGGCUACAGUAUACGCUGUAUAUUUUUACUGAAACACUCGACAAGGUCUGGUUUCCAGAAUAUGCAAUUAUCAAGAAUACUAUUACUGGUAUAUUAGAAACAGCAGUCAAUUUAUUAGCACGUAACAUAUCAUUACCAUACAAGAAAACACAUGCGCUAAAUACAUGUUGUCCAAUGGCACAAGAUAUUUUUACAAUCUGUUAAAGUUAAAAUCCACGUAUGUAUAUUCUGUAAAAUAUAUAUAUAUAUAUAUAUAUAUAUAUAUAUAUAUUUAUUUAUUAAGGAUACAGCACAUUGCUCUUAAAUUCACUAGAGAGACUAUCAUUAUUAUAGCACCAUAAUUCACGGUAUCGCACGACUGUUAAAAGAAUUUGACACUCGCUGCUCUUUUAGGGCAACUAAUGCCGCAAUUUGUUUGUUUACUCGAGUUAUCUGCACUCGCUAGCGAUUAAUUAGUAAAAAAAGAUAGACAGUUAAUAAUAUAAAAAUUUAUCAGA